Messenger RNA from Orbicella faveolata, 1689 nucleotides. RefSeq lists its product as uncharacterized. Lineage: Eukaryota; Metazoa; Cnidaria; Anthozoa; Scleractinia; Merulinidae. The record is from RefSeq and is a predicted model, not a curated record.
GUAAAGAACGUGUCGUAAAAUAAAUAAACUUAAUCUUUUGUUGGCCAAGAUAUAACAAUUAUCACUUAAAACGACGCUCAUGCAAUCAAAAAUUAGAUGGCAGAUGAAUACAUAGGGCUGCAGGGUUUAUUAAGUUUAAUAUCAAGAUGUGAAGGAGAACCAAACGUCACGAAACUAUCAGUGGAACGUUCAAAGAAGAGACAAGUCCAAAAUGAACGGACGAAAACAAAUAACCGAGCGAAAAGAGCUCACACAAUCUCUUAAAUAUAAAGGGAUGAUGAAUUAUCAAGAGUCUAAGAAGCUUAAUUCUUCCGUGGAUAGAUAUAAAAAGGAAUUUGAGAAAAAACUUCGUGAGCUAUCUGCACAACAAUCCGUGCUUCUCGCUUCUCAGCGAAGACGAGACUCUCGGAGAGGUUCUCUCCCGUCCUGCCCCUCGGUCAAGGUAAACGGUGAAGGUAGUGACAAAUUAAAGAGUUCAUCUUCUGAUUCAGCCCUGGACCAGCACGUUCUAGCUAAGGAUUUAAGAACUAGCGUAAGCUGCGACAACGGGACCUCAUCGUCGCCGUCGCCUCUGAAACUGCCGAACAUAGCAACUCACAAGAAUAAAGGAGCACGAAAACUUGAGUUAGAGGACGUCGCAUCCUUAAAGAUGCCAAAAGAAACUCUUUACGACAAGCUGAAGUACUCAAGACAAGUGAAACCAAGACUGGAUGCUCAAGACUUGACAAGGAAGCUAUCUAACGGUUACUCUACAAUGGUUAUUGCGUCUCCAACGAUCACGAGAUCGACUCGUCGAGGAAGUUUACAAGCAAACCAGUUAGCUCCUCUGACAGUGGAGGAACCCGUGUCAAAUCGCUCGAGGUUGCGGAGAGGAAGUUGUCCUAACCUGGGUUCCAAGUGGACCAGAGAAAAGAAAUUAACCAGCGUGGAAAGCAACGACGACAACUCGGUACAGGACAAGACAUUUUCCAAGCAUGUGCUUGAGAUGAAGAAAUGUCGAUAUUUGAGAUUUCCAACGUCUAUAAAAGAGGACGAGGAAGAGAAUGAGUCGGUGUUUAUUCAAAAGUGAACUUGAUAAAAGCGAUGAGUCAAGGAGCCCGGCGUCAAGGCAUUUCUUGAGUUUCAUAACAGCUGUAUUGUUUAACGAUGAAAGAUUGACAAAAGUUCGCGUUUGUGUGCAGAAAGACACAUUAACAUAGUAACUAUGUUUUUUUCUGUUCAUGUAAAAAAAUUAGAGGAGUUAGGUUUUCCGAUUUGUAUAUAUAGACAUUAUGAAUUUCGUAAGACAAAAUUAACCAUCAAAUUCAUGAAAAUUUUGAUUGCAUCAUAAGAAUGACAGUACAUUGCAUGAACGUGUGCAUGUAAGACAUGUAAAUAAACGAGCAAUAGACAUAAAUAAACACAGUCCUCAGAUUGUAAUACUUAAUAUUUUAACUCUUAAAACACUGCUUUAGGAGAGUCAAAGGUGUCCCAGUAUGUUGCUAUUUUGAAUAAUAAAUAUAUUAUUGAAAAAAAUCUCUAGAAAAAUCCCUCAAGGCCAGUUCCCCCUUACACAUUCGACUCGUUACAGAGUAUUCAAGCAUGCACAUGCAACACGUGCCGAACAUUUUUAUUACUUUAGGAGUUUGGACUUCGAACUUAGGCCCCGUCCAAACGUACGUAUCCGGAUAUUUUUGAAUCCGCAACUUU